Messenger RNA from Paramecium tetraurelia, 306 nucleotides. RefSeq lists its product as uncharacterized. NCBI's taxonomy places the organism in Eukaryota, Ciliophora, Oligohymenophorea, Peniculida, Parameciidae. The record is from RefSeq and is a predicted model, not a curated record. The transcript has a single exon.
AUGACUAAGAAUAAAAAAACGAAAUGUUAAAUUGGUUAAUUUUUCAAAAAGUAAGUAGAAUAAAUCAGAAGAUAAUUAAAAAAAAAUAUCCUAUUGUAUUAAACAAAAGCUGCAGCUAAGAAGGUGAAGUCAAAUAAAAUUGAACAAAAACCAGAGCCCAUUUAAUUCAUUAUCAAAUAUCGACCAACCACUAAAACAACAAUAGCAAAAAGGGGUUCCAAAUUGAUGAAUUAAAGCAAAUAAUAUUACCAGUUAUUUUUAUAUAUAUCUGCUGAUUCAUUAGUGAUUUAAGCUUAAAUCCAUUGA